Acipenser ruthenus (sterlet) is the source of this 2145-nucleotide messenger RNA. RefSeq names its product sin3 histone deacetylase corepressor complex component SDS3. Lineage: Eukaryota; Metazoa; Chordata; Actinopteri; Acipenseriformes; Acipenseridae. The coding region runs from base 440 to 1396 and encodes 318 amino acids. Gene Ontology annotation, cellular component: Sin3-type complex. The transcript is spliced from 12 exons. Gene Ontology annotation, biological process: negative regulation of transcription by RNA polymerase II. Gene Ontology annotation, molecular function: histone deacetylase binding. The record is from RefSeq and is a predicted model, not a curated record.
ACAAAUAACUCCUUCUCGUUUGAAUUCAUGUGUUGCGUAGUCUUCUUAAAUAAAUAAGACAUUGCUGAAAAGCACGGAAUAAUUAAAAACGUGAGCUUUAUCUUAGCUCGAGUUCCAAUCGGGGAAGGCCCAUUACUAGCGCCUGUGUGAAUUUCGACUGAAACUUGAUAUUGCCGGCAAUGUGCUACCAAAAUUAGACAUUUGUUGACUUUUUUUCCCGCCGUAAACAACCGAUAAGUACCCAGCGUGCAAUAUAACAACUCGAACGACUGUCUGGUUUAUAGUCAGGCAGAUAGUUGGUGUCAUCAGUGGUGAGCGGGGGGUCCUUCGUGUUGUGUGGAGGGGCUGUGAUGUGAGUUCCAAUUACAAAACCUGGUACGGAUUGUUUACAUUUCAGCUGGGGGUUUUUAUUGUAAAUAAAUAAACAUAUCAAUAAAACAUGGCCUCGACCCUGUUGUCGCCGGUGGUGGAUUAUUACAACGACGAGGAAGAGCUGGACAGCGUGGAUGAAGACGAUGAUCGGAGUUACAGAGGGAGAGACUCCGAAGAAGACACGGAGGAUGCCAGUGAAACCGACCUGGCCAAGCAGGAUGAAGAUGAUUAUGUUGAAAUUAAAGAGCAGAUGUACCAGGACAAGCUGGCGUCUCUGAAAAGGCAGCUGGCACAACUGCAAGAAGGCACACUGCAGGAGUAUCAGAAGCGAAUGAAGAAACUGGACCAGCAGUACAAGGAGAGGCUGAGGAAUGCAGAUCUUUUCUUGCAACUUGAGACGGAGCAGGUAGAGAGGAACUACAUCAAAGAAAAGAAAGCAGCGGUGAAAGAGUUUGAAGAUAAGAAGAUUGAACUGAAGGAGAACCUCAUUGCAGAGCUGGAGGAGAAGAAGAAGAUGAUCGAGAAUGAGAAGCUAACGAUGGAGCUGACGGGAGAUUCCAUGGAGGUAAAACCAAUUAUGACCCGGAAGCUGAGAAGGAGACCAAAUGAUCCAGUUCCCAUUCCAGAUAAAAGGCGGAAGCCUGCACCCGCUCAGCUGAACUACUUGCUAACAGAUGAACAGAUCAUGGAAGACCUGCGGACGCUGAACAAAUUAAAGUCACCUAAAAGGCCAGCGUCCCCCUCCUCGCCAGAGCAUUUACCCACCACUCCGACAGAGUCCCCGGCACAGCGCUAUGAAGCCCGGAUCGAAGAAGGAAAGCUGUACUAUGAUAAAAGAUGGUAUCACAAGAGCCAAGCCAUCUAUCUGGAGUCCAAGGAGAACACAAAGAUCAGCUGUGUGAUCAGCUCAGUGGGGACAAAUGAGAUUUGGGUGAGAAAGACGAGCGACAGCACUAAGAUGCGGAUUUAUCUGGGGCAGCUACAGAGAGGAGUGUACGUGAUCCGCCGGAGAUCUGCGGCUUAGAUUCCUUUCACCCGUCUCUUACUUUUUGGCUUUUCUUACUCUCGGACUAUUUCUAGGACUACACGUGUGUCCCACCAUGAGCCUGUUGCUCCCUCUCGCUGGCCGUUUCCGGGACUGACGGGCAGCUAUCCGAGCCUGUGCAGAAGGGGAGUGGAAGCUUUGGAAGAUAAAAUACCCUCCAAUGUUAUUGUGCCCUGACCUCGUCCUCCGUUCAGGCAACAUCAAUAGAAUGUGGAUUUGCUUCUGUAAUCGUGGAUGUCAGGAGCAGACUGGCUGGCUGUGUGUGUGUGUGUUGUUUUUUUUGUCGAUUCAGAAUAAUGCUUCUCAGUCUACUUUUUUAAAUAAAGCGAUCAUUACGACCGUAUCAACCGUAGAGAUGCUUUCUGACAACUGUGUGCUUUUAUCCACCUCGAUACAGCUGUUCAUUCUAACAAGCGGCAUCUUGCAAGUGUCCCAAAAAGGGUCAUGUCUGGACAGAAAUAGCCAUGUGAUGUGUUUUAAUUUUUUCUUGGCAGAGCGUCAUCCUUUCUUUCACUGCUGUUGUAAUUUCCUGAGCUUGCCUUGAGAGCAGUUCCAAGCUUCUUGCAAGCUUGAACUCUUCUGUCUUUUUUGAGGCAGCUUUUGUGAAAAAAUGCCCCAGUGAUAAAUAAGCGAUACUUUCGUCGUGGGUGGGAGAUUUGUUACCAUUUGUAAUUUUGUCUAUUUAAUACUGUUUACCAUCACUAUAAAACAUCAUACUUUACACUUUC